CGCAAACGUCAGACGGCGCUUGUUCCAGCUGCAAGUAGGUUGCAGGUUUUCUCUCUGGAAAGAGACGAGGGGGAUUCCGUGACGCCGAGUAGGUUGCCAUCGCAACGCACCCAGAGUUUAUCUUCCAGGUUAGGCGCAGGCACAGACGUGACCGGAGUGGUCGCUGAGCCGGCCUUGCGAGCCCAGCUUCCCGAGAGUUGCUCCCAGGCUCGGUAGCACGUCGGCCUGGGGGUUCCUUGAUCGGGGCCAGAGACCCGGAACCGCGAGAGCUGCUUCCCCGCGACUGAGGGACGAGGACCGAACGGGACCGGACCCGAGCCACCGAACGUCGUCCACCAUGGCGGCCCUUGGCCCCGGCAGCCAGAACGUCACCGAGUACGUCGUUCGCGUUCCCAAAAACACAACUAAGAAAUACAACAUCAUGGCCUUCAAUGCCGCGGACAAAGUCAACUUCGCGACCUGGAAUCAGGCCCGGCUGGAGCGUGACCUGAGCAACAAGAAGAUUUACCAGGAGGAGGAGAUGCCCGAGUCGGGUGCGGGCAGCGAGUUCAACCGCAAGCUUCGCGAGGAGGCGCGGAGGAAGAAGUACGGCAUCGUCCUCAAGGAGUUCCGGCCCGAGGACCAGCCCUGGCUUCUUCGCGUCAACGGCAAGUCAGGCAGGAAGUUCAAGGGCAUCAAGAAGGGAGGUGUGACGGAGAACACGUCCUACUACAUCUUUACCCAGUGCCCCGACGGGGCCUUUGAGGCCUUCCCUGUGCACAACUGGUACAACUUCACGCCGCUGGCCCGGCAUCGCACGCUCACUGCCGAGGAGGCCGAGGAGGAGUGGGAAAGGAGAAACAAAGUCCUGAACCACUUCAGCAUCAUGCAGCAGCGGCGCCUCAAGGAUCAGGACCAGGAUGAGGAGGACGAGGAGAAGGAGAAACGCAGCCGCAAGAAGGCCAGCGAGCUGCGCAUCCAUGACCUGGAGGAUGACCUGGAGAUGUCGUCUGACGACAGCGAGGCCAGCGGCGAGGAGGGUGGCAGAGCCCCCAAGGCCAAGAAGAAGGCACCGCCCGCCAAGGGAGGCAGGAAGAAGAAGAAGAAGAAGGGGUCCGACGAUGAGGCCUUUGAGGACAGCGACGACGGGGACUUCGAGGGCCAGGAGGUGGACUACAUGUCCGACGGCUCGAGCAGCUCCCAGGAUGAGCUGGAGGGCAAGCCCAAGGUCACCCAGCAGGAGGAGGGCCCCAAAGGUGUAGAUGAGCAGAGUGAGAGCAGCGAGGAGAGUGAGGAGGAGAAGCCGCCAGAGGAGGAGAAGGAGGAGGAGGAAGAGAAGAAGGCGCCCACGCCUCAGGAGAAGAAGCGCAGGAAAGACAGUAGCGACGAGUCGGACAGCUCAGAGGAGAGUGACAUCGACAGCGAGGCGUCCUCGGCCCUCUUCAUGGCGAAGAAGAAGACGCCUCCCAAGAGGGAGCGGAGGCCAUCAGGAGGCAGCUCUCGGGGCAACAGCCGGCCGGGCACGCCCAGCACGGAGAGCGGCAGCACCUCCUCGACCCUGCGGGCCGCCGCCAGCAAGCUGGAGCAGGGCAAGCGGACGAAUGACACGCCGGUGGCCAAGAGGCUGCGGCUGGAGGCCGGGCCGCAGCCCCAGUCCGGGAAGUCGACCCCCAGCAGCGGUGACGUGCAGGUGACGGAGGACGCCGUGCGCCGCUAUCUGACCCGGAAGCCCAUGACCACCAAGGACCUGCUGAAGAAGUUCCAGACCAAGAAGACGGGGCUGAGCAGCGAGCAGACGGUGAACGUGCUCGCCCAGAUCCUCAAGCGGCUCAACCCGGAGCGCAAGAUGAUCAGCGACAAGAUGCACUUCUCCCUCAAGGAGUGACAGCCGGCGCCCGCCCGCCCGCCCAAUAAACGUGCUGUCCCAGAA
This is a messenger RNA of Suricata suricatta (meerkat), 1909 nucleotides long. It is a transcript of the gene GTF2F1, whose product is annotated as general transcription factor IIF subunit 1. NCBI's taxonomy places the organism in Eukaryota, Metazoa, Chordata, Mammalia, Carnivora, Herpestidae. Gene Ontology annotation, cellular component: nucleus; transcription factor TFIIF complex. The coding region runs from base 338 to 1864 and encodes 508 amino acids. The transcript is spliced from 12 exons. Gene Ontology annotation, molecular function: DNA binding; RNA polymerase II general transcription initiation factor activity; TFIIF-class transcription factor complex binding. Gene Ontology annotation, biological process: positive regulation of transcription elongation by RNA polymerase II; transcription initiation at RNA polymerase II promoter. The record is from RefSeq and is a predicted model, not a curated record.